Molecule: messenger RNA, 2724 nt
Organism: Aphanomyces invadans
Lineage: Eukaryota; Oomycota; Saprolegniomycetes; Saprolegniales; Verrucalvaceae
Exons: 4
Coding region: 62-946 (294 amino acids)
Source: RefSeq, a predicted model, not a curated record
GGGUGAGUCAGGUGCGUCUGGCGGUGCGCCGGGCGACGACGGAGCCAGCGCUCAUUGAUUCAUGACGGACGCAGCUGCGGGGACCGACGCCGCGUGGGGGUACUACGACUUGCACUCGACCCCCACGGCUUCGCCGUACUUGCGACACCAACGCCGGUCGUACUCGACGUCUCCGCACCAACCCCACCCCGACGCCAAGGUCGCGUCAUGCGCACCGUUGCCGCUCCGCACGAUCCGACGAGUCACGUGUCUGCAGCAACUCGGCGGGAUGUCCACGGCCCACUCGUCGCUCUCGUCCAACAACGUGGCGGGAGUCACGAACGCCUUGACUGUCCCGCCGUUGCCAAAGCACUCCCCGACGAUCCACAAAUGGGUGAGUUUGCCACCGCCGCCCACCCCGACAACACCACACGUGAACCGAACGUCUGCUGGAGCGAUACCCGACAGCGCUCCACCGCAUGAGUUGAUGGUCAAGACUGGAAUCCUUCGACAAAGCGGCCGCACUGUCGUUGUGUCUUUGCAAGAUCACCACCUCGCGUGGCAAGCCGUGGACUCGGCAUUCCAGCCCUUAAAAGGGACCACCAAGCACAUUCUCGUCGUCGCGCCACUGCUCACGACCGUGCAAGCGUUCCAGAAGCAUUGGACCAUCACGACUAACAACACCGUGCUUCGAUUCGACUGCCCCGCUGCUGGCUCGUGCGCAGCGUGGGUACGAACCCUACGUCGCGUUUUGAACAAUGCCACGCCGCCGCUAGACCAUCCGUUGGUUCGUCAUAUGCCACCGAUGGUGGCAUGGACCGGACCGCCUCCCCGCGCAUCAGCCAUGUCGUCGAAUUGGGCGUCAGCGCCCAUUCGAAUCACGGCAAUGCAUCCCUCCCACCCACCGCCACAAGCCCCCUUUCUCGGCCAUGCUGCCCAUGACGGAUCCAUAGCAGCUCUUCCUUGAGCUCCUAUUUAUUCUGGUGCGCCGUCACACGAUCGAGCCGACGACAUCGUGUCGUGGGCACGACCUCUCGUCCAUGUGACAGAUAUAUUCGUUUGAUUGGUGGAAAUGUUAAAUUUGUAGCGAAUCAUGCAACGUCAAUCCAUUUCAGUGAAAUUCAUUGGUCAAAAUAAAUGGAAUAAUGCCCACUCAGCGGUCAGCUUCGACUAGGCAACUUCGUUGUCGGCAUCGGCAGCCAAUUUUUUCAUCGCGGCCUUCCGCUUGACUUUGUUCAUCUUUUCCUCAAAGGAGAAUCCGCAUUUGCGCUGGAGCAGCGGGAUGUGCUUGAGCCCUUUGCCUGCAGCGGGAAGGCGGUGCAAGAUCUCGCCAAACUCCACGUGCGCAUCGACAUCGUACGCGUUGAACGCGGCGAUCUGGCCAUCACGCUCAGCUGUAAUGCAGCGAAUGGAAGGACGUACAUGAGCUGCUGUCUGCGGGGUUUGGCGACGCUGGAGCUCGACGAUCGCGCGAUGGGGCUGCACGGGCAGCUUCUUGAGCGUGUCCAACUGGUUCCGCAGCAACGCGGCGCGCAAGUUGGCCGCUUCCCACUGGUUCUCCACGUCAUGGUACACGCGGUUCACAGCCCCUGGCAUGAAUCUGCUCACGUUGAGGACGCCGAUCCAUAGAAAGAAGUAAAGAGACGACUUCGCACCGCAAGUCGAUCGAGGCGAACGCGCAGUCGUGGAGGACAAGCGGCAAGUCCGGCGCCAUUUCGUACUGCACACAUUUCCCGUCAGCGCCGCAUGCAGUGGAGAGAAACACACGCCAUCGACGCCGCGUUCGAAGACGGUGCGGAGAAUGGCAUCAACCUGUCCUUUGGCACGCACCUGGGGCUUGCGCGGGCACGCGUCAAUGUCAAAAACAAGAUCGCCGCCAUGCAACGUACUUGAUGCCAAAGGAACGCGCGGCCGUGAACCUGUUUCGGGCGCCAUCCAGGCCGUCAAAGCGCCGACGAGAUGUCCACCGCACCUGAAAGUAGCACAGGUCGUAGUACGGGUCGGUGGUCGCGUCGUUGACCUGAUGCACUUGAAACGACAGAAUCUCGCGUUCAAAGUUGGUCACAGUCGGGUCCAUGCGGCAAAAGUUUCGGUAGUCGUGCUUGCCUUGCAGCAACUGCGCCGCCGACGCCAUGGCCUGGACGACACGUGAUCCAGGCACCGGGGAUAACGUCAUCCCACAUAUGAGAUGUCACGAUGACGAAACGUACGUCGAGAUCGAGCGAACGCCGGUGAAAAAAGUAACGAUACGUCCGGCCUUGGCAGAGGAAACGCGCGCUCCACUCCGGCGGCGCCGGCGCCCAUGCGUACACUCGAAUAUCCUACCCUGUUGUCAAACUCCACCAUCGUCGUGUUGUGGACAGCGAUGCCAACAUAGAAGCCAGAAAAAGUAGAUGUACAUGCGGCAGCGCCGAGUUGAGGCACGUGGGGUAAUCGAGUUCGACGAGGGUCUUGAUCGUGCCGUCCGGCAUCUCGACGCGGAAGGUGUCCCCUGCAUGGAUGUCGUCGAUGGUUUUGCCGUCCAAGAGCGUGCCGUCCGCCGGGACGUUCGAUCGCAGGACAAGUCCAAUGACUUGGCCCAGUGCGCUAUGUGGCGGGAAUGAGGACGUCGUUAGAGACCUGAGAAACGAAGCACCUCACACCCGCAUCCGUGCGUCCGCAGCGGGAGUAGCCGCACGUGGCAAAGUUUUCGACGAGCCGAGAAAUUGUCAGCGCGUCAAUCAUGUAGCGUUCAAUUGUUUCCUG